AUGGUUUGUGUGUGUUUCCGUUUCCCGUCAAUGUGUUUCCCCUAUAGGUCCCCCAAGCUGCUGCGCGCCCUAACUCUUCAACAACAACAACCUAUAGGUCCCCAGCUUGACUUAGCUCGGUGGGGUAUUUGCAAGGGUAUUUCCAGGCAGGAAAUACCCUUUCAAAUUCAAUUCACUCACAAUUCUUCUUUCUCGUUGUCAGAUUUGAGUGGGUUUAGUUGUCGAUAGAUGUGGUGUGAGAGUGUGGCGUAACUCAACUUCACUGAAUUGAUUAAAUGUAAUCAGAAGUUAGAUGACUCACUCUCGCUAGAGCUUGAGCUACCUCAUCCAUUCUUCAAGGAGGGAGGCAGUGGAAACUAGAAGAGUAUUGGCAAUGCAUUAUUUUGAUUUGUUAGACUUUGCCUAGCCACAACAACAAAGCUUACACUAUGGAGGAAGUGGCUUGGUGUACCAGCUUAUUAUGUCUGUUUUUGUGUUUGGGAGUGUCAGCAGUUUGUGCUGAAUCUGCAAGUGCAGCUGAUGGAUACAUGACCGUGGACCUGGAGGAGAGCAGGGCCAUGUGCCGGGGCAGCUCAUUGACCAGCAACCGAGUGUGGAUCCAGCCUGAGAGGCCAGUCCUACUGCGGCUGGGGCAUCUACCCAACCAUGACCCAGCGCGGGUGGAGCAGUGUGAACUGAGGAUCAGCGCGCCGGCUGACUACGGCAUCAGCAUCACUAUCAACAGCAUGAACUUGGACUUCCGGCGGAACCAGUUCACCGGCUCCAUCAGCUGCCGGGACCACGUCCGGUUCUCCCGGCCCUGGGACUCGUUUAUGGCCAAGGCGCUGGCCAAAGUGUCUGACGUGUUCUCCGACCGCAGUGACUCAAUCUGCCGGCAAAACUACGAGGUGGACAUCAACCGUCCGGAACUGUACAACGUCGGCAAGACGGCCAACAUCUUCCACUCGACCAAGAACGAGGUGGGCUUCGAGUACGAGCGCGGCAGCGACCGCAGCUCCGACAAAGAGUUCACCAUUGUCGCCACCGCAUUCAGGAAGACCAACGGCUCCUGCCCGGACGAGUUUAUCCGUUGCGGCAUCAAGUCGGUCAGCUACUGCAUCUCAGAGCGGCUGCGCUGCGACGGCUUCGUCAACUGCGGCUUCCCCGGCAGCGGCGUCGACGAGGAGGGAUGCUCCGUGGCCAGCGGCACCAUGUCGACCCACACGUUCGUCUGGGUGACGCUGGUGCUGGCGCUGGCCGUCUUCAUCUGCUGUCUAAUCUCGUGCGCGCUGCGCUGCUGGGUGCCCUCCCAGUCGCCGGCCCACCCCCGGCUGCGGCUCUGGUUCGCACCGCCCAGCCGGUCGCCGGCGGACAGCAGGCCGACCUCGUCCAGCGGGCCGGUGCCGGCCGAGCGCACCCACCUCUCCCCGCUGCCCAGCUACGAGAGCGUGGUGGGCCAGCUGGGCGGCAUGCAGUCGCCGCCCGCCUACAAGGAUCUGUUUCCCGAGCGGCCGGUCACGCCGCCGGGCGCCGACCUGCUGCCGCUGCGACCGCUGCUCAAGGCCUCCGACCGGCCGCGGACGCCGCCGGCCGCGCCACCGCCGGCAGUGCGGAGAGUGUGACACCCGGACAGCCGCCGACGGCGGGAGCCCGCCCGGUGGGACCCCGGCCAGCCAUCAGCGCGGAGCGUGAUCCCCCGGGCAGCCACCGGCAGUACUGCACCGGUUCUGACGGUCGGACAGCCUGCGGCGGCGGGAGUGUCUGUGGCGAGUGCCGAACGGUGGGUGAGUCGCUGAGUGACGACUACAGAGGAGGUCAGCGAGUGCUGGGAGUCCGCCGGGAGAGCGGACUCUGAGAGAGACGCUCCGCUCCGACCGAGAGAGCUGUUCUGCCGGUCGGUGGAGAUGGAGACGGGACAGCCGCGCCGUAUGUCUCAGUGAUGUAGCUAUGGCGCCUCCCAGUAGUUUAUAGCUGAACAGCCCGGGGGAAGGAGUAUAUUAGAGCGCACACAGAACGGGUACACAAAGCAGCGCGCCCGUCGCUGUUCCAAACAGCGUCGUGUCCGUGUGCAGCAGAGCAUGGCUCCCAUUGUAACGUAAGAGUCGAAUGGCAGAGUCAGUUAUGUCGUUCCAUAUGUAAUGUUAAGCACUACGCCCAGUGUUUCUUACUGGACAGGCUGUGGGUCUCAAUACGCGCACGCUUCCCUCUGGUCAGCAAGUGUUCUCUCCGUGUGCCAGCAGGCUUGUGUAUGAUGGCGGUAGUGUUAGAACUCUGAGAGAUUAGCGGAGGUCUGGCGACCAGUGACCUGCAUUUUCUAUGAGCUUAUUGAUCGUCUAUUGUUGUAACAGAUGGAGCAGCUCCCCAGCUGUGGGUGUUUACUACCUGAACGCUUGCUGUUGGCGCUUAUUACGAGACUGAAUGGAUUUAUUUUAUUUGAGCCCUUCCGAAUGGUGCUCUAGUUAAGAUAGUACAAUAACAGUGGUCUGCAGUGUCCUGUGCGCCGACGAGUGCACUCUCUGACCCAUAAUAUACAUUAUUUUUGUACUUAGAACUAGUCGUGCGUUUGCUGCAUCUGUUAUUCUGUACUCCAUACCUAGCACAGGAGUUCAUAUUUCAUGGAUGGCAUUAUCCUCCCAUUGAAGUUCAGUGUUGUCAGAAUUUAAACUUUUGUGUGAAUACACAAACUGCUACUC
Molecule: messenger RNA, 2672 nt
Organism: Amphibalanus amphitrite
Lineage: Eukaryota; Metazoa; Arthropoda; Thecostraca; Balanomorpha; Balanidae
Exons: 8
Coding region: 429-1601 (390 amino acids)
Molecular function (GO): protein binding
Source: RefSeq, a predicted model, not a curated record